Molecule: messenger RNA, 987 nt
Organism: Saccoglossus kowalevskii
Lineage: Eukaryota; Metazoa; Hemichordata; Enteropneusta; Harrimaniidae
Product: paired box protein Pax-2a-like
Biological process (GO): regulation of transcription by RNA polymerase II; anatomical structure development
Molecular function (GO): DNA-binding transcription factor activity, RNA polymerase II-specific; RNA polymerase II cis-regulatory region sequence-specific DNA binding
Source: RefSeq, a predicted model, not a curated record
AUGGCACAUAAAGGACAAGGCGGUAUCAACCAGCUAGGAGGAAUUUUCGCCAAUGGUCGACCAUUGCCAUUUCAUACCAGACAUCGUAUCCUCGAGCUAGCUCACCUCGGCCUUCGUCCCUGUGACAUAUCGCGUCAACUUCUCGUCUCCCAUGGCUGUGUGAGCAAAAUACUCAGCCGAUAUUCUGAGACAGGGUCCAUCUUACCAGGGGCCAUCGGUGGAAGCAAACCACGCGUUUCCACGCCAGAAGUCAUUGAGAGAAUAUCCGACUACAAGCACGAGAACUCUUCUAUGUUUGCAUGGGAGAUACGUGAACGACUUCUGAUCGAAGGUGUCUGCACCAAAGAGAAUUUGCCGAGCGUGAGCUCUAUUAAUCGCAUCCUCCGCAACACCACGAUGCAGGUCGGAGAUGCGAGCCAGGAAGAUUCAGGAGACAUCGAGAAAAACACCGACCAUCAAGGCGAGAGGUCACACGAUAAACCCGCAUCGUUUACAAUAGAGACCAUACUUGGUAAUGACAUUGGCAAAAGAAAGAGGAAAUUGUCGGAAUCGGAGGUGAGCAGUAACAAACAAGAGAGAGGGGACAAGAAAAUGUGUAGAAUGCACGUAGACAAAAUAAAUGACGUGAACAUUGACACCAGUGCCCCGUUGCCAAAGAUACCGAUUUCGAUCAUCAAUCUCCCGACGACAAAGCCGAGGCAAGAGGAUGUAUACUCAAGACAGAAGACCAGUUUUUUCCCUUACUUUACUAGUGAAACACGUCACAGCACUUAUUUACACGAGCGUGCCGCCAUCAGUCAAGCGCAUCUUCGAGUUCUUGCCCAAGCUUUUCCACAGCCCGCUUACCUUUACUCACAUCCGCAUUUUGGGCUGUCUGUUCUGCCGCAACAUUUCGAUGCCAGAGUCGCUGCCUUCAUAGUACAUCGCCCGCCCAGCAUCGCCACGUUACCCAUAAUGCCCAGUCCCAACAUGCAGAAAAGUACAUGA